Molecule: messenger RNA, 711 nt
Organism: Scomber scombrus (Atlantic mackerel)
Lineage: Eukaryota; Metazoa; Chordata; Actinopteri; Scombriformes; Scombridae
Product: replication protein A 32 kDa subunit-like
Exons: 7
Coding region: 1-711 (236 amino acids)
Biological process (GO): double-strand break repair via homologous recombination; nucleotide-excision repair; DNA replication
Cellular component (GO): DNA replication factor A complex; chromosome, telomeric region; nucleus
Molecular function (GO): DNA binding
Source: RefSeq, a predicted model, not a curated record
AUGAUCUCACCACAGAGGGGACGUCUUGAGAUUUUACCCUGCACGGUGUCUCAGCUGCUGACAGCUUCCACAGUCAGCAAUGAUAGCUUUGCAAUCCGCGACUGGGAACUCAACCAGGUGUCUGUAGUGGGCGUCGUCAGAGGAUACGCUCCCUUCUCGACAAAUGUCCAGUACUCUGUGGACGACAUGACCGGUCCACCUUUGAAUGUGCAGGAGUGGGUUAACACGGAGGUCUGCACUCCGAUGACAUUUGCUUCUCCUCCUGGAAAAUAUGUGAAAGUUAUAGGAAGUCUACGGAAUUACGAAGGUCAAAGGUCAUUGCUGGCAAUGACUAUCCGUCAUAUCAAGGACCUGAAUGAGAUCACAUCCCACAUGUUGGAAGUGGUACAAGCUCACAUGCAGCGUUUUGGAAAGAUGUUUGAUGUGAACAUGAAUACCACUGCUUCCCCGCUGCCCGGAAGAGCCCUCAGCCGGCCUGAUGGACAUUCUGAAGGCAUCUUACCACAUGGUUUGUCCAGCAUGCAGGGGGAGGUGUUGCAAGUAAUCAGGAGAUUCUCCGUCCGUACUGAUGGUAUCGGUUUUGACAAUCUGAAGACUGAGCUGGGCUACCUCAGUAUGAAAGACAUCAGGACAUCAUUGACAUUUCUGACAAAUAAAGGCCAUGUCUUCUCUACUAUUGAUGACAAUCAUUUCAAGUCAACAGAGCAUUAG